Molecule: messenger RNA, 2065 nt
Organism: Moneuplotes crassus
Lineage: Eukaryota; Ciliophora; Spirotrichea; Euplotida; Euplotidae
Source: the annotation of a GenBank genome assembly
AAUAUGGGACUUGCAUCUAGAGUUUUAAGCAAGAAUAAAUUCAUUUUAACCCUCUUUGUAAUACUGAGUGUGCUUACUCAGACAUUUGCACAAGAAACUCUUUGUACAAACGAGGUCUUUAAGAUGGUAUUUGGAGGAAAUCAGAUGGAUUUAGCCUCUAUUCUGGUGUCUACUGGCAAGGUAAAUAAUGAUCUGGGAGAGUCUGACUUCUGAAUGAAUAAUCCUGACACUACUUAUGCCGUUAUGUCAUAUUUCCCAUUUCCUUUAUACCUAGGAAUGUGCCUUCCAAGUACUUGUAACAGCCAAAACUCCAGAAUCAUAGCACAAGCGCUGAACCAAUUCGUUCAGUCUCAAGGAGUAAUGAUCAGUGGGAGGCUAAUCUUUCCUUAUACAGAGCCUCCACAAGUGAAAGCUGGAAAUUGGGUGGGCUUCUUCGGAUUUGGAUUCUUGGCUCUCCUCUGCAUUUUCGGAAUUAUUGUUGAGUAUACCAACCUCUUCGGAAAGGUAGAUUAUACAGACGUUGAAGAAUCACAAAAAGACAAAGUACUCGUACACUCUAAAAAUCCUCUUGGCAAACUUUUUAUCUCAUUUUCAUUCUCGAGAAACUUGAGAAAAAUGUUCUGGACACCACAGAAUAAAGGUGACUAUCUCAGUGUCUUCAAUGGAAUCAGAGUUAUCAGUAUGGGCUAUAUUAUUUUCGGCCAUAUUCAUGAAUCAUUUGGAGUUUUACCCAUUGCCAAUGGCCAAGAAAUGGCAAAAAUCCAAACAAGCUGGUAUGGAAUCUUUAUUAUGGGAGCAUUUUAUGCAGUUGAUGUCUUUUUCUUCCUCUCUGCAUUUCUUGGAGCUUAUUUAAUGAUCCCAAAGCUCCAGAAUUCCAACUUAUUGAACCUCAUAUUGAACUUCAUAAUGAUCUAUAUUCACAGAUUCAUAAGACUUAUCCCCACUUUGGCACUUUUCAUUUGUUUGAUGCUGACAUUUUUAAACUUCCUAGGAAAUGGACCAUUAUGGGAGAUGAUAGAUUACCUGUUGGUUCAGCCAUGUCAGAAGUAUUGGUGGACAGUCCUCACAUUCUCUAAUAACUUCUAUCCUCCAUCAGGAAAGUUAGGCUGCAUGACCGUGUUAUGGUACCUCGCAAAUGAUAUGAUGUUCUUCAUGUUACUCCCUGUGGUAGUGCUCCUUUACACGAGAGUAAAGUUCCUUGGCUAUAUAGCAUCGGUAAAGCUGAUAGUAGCCAACAUGAUCACCGUCUUUGUUCUUGCUGCUGUCCAUCACCAUCCAAUGACAAUGGUGAAGGAUCCCAAUAAAAAGGAGAUCUAUCACAGUCCUUAUUCUAGAUUCGGAGCUUACUUUGUCGGAUGUCUAUUUGGAAUUCUUUAUUAUGAAUGGAAGAAAUCCAAGACAAACCCUGCUUAUGAAAGAACUCCAGGAGCUAUCUUUUACGGCCUUUUUGAAAACAAUAGAUUUGUAAGAUACCUUGGACAGUUCUUCGGUCUCGGAAUCAUCCUAUUUUUGGUAAUGAUUACCUACACAGAAAUGAAGACCCUUGGAGUUAUACUCUGGCCACAGAUGGCUUCGAAUUUCUUCAAUGCUUUCCACAGAGUUGUGUUCUGCAUUGCGUUGCUGCUCUUCUUCGCAGGAGCUAUGGUUGGAAAAAGCAAACUAAUAAGAUUUGUAUUCGGAGGUUCAGCCUGGGGGCCAUGGGCAAAAAUUACUUUCAUCGUGUAUCUCCUCCACUCAAUACUAAUCACAUGGUACUACGCACAAGCAAAUCAAUCCCUAUGGAUAACUAAAAGAGUGGCUGUUUACUAUUGGUUCGCAGCUACAAUUCUCUGAUACCUAGUUGCAAUCCCUGUUGCAUUACUAAUAGAGUCUCCAAUUUUACAAUUGGAAAAAAUGUUCUUAAUGCCUCUAACUCAGACUAAACAAGAGCGUCCAGAGAUCUAUGAGGAACAGCUGGAGCAAAAGCAAGGACUCCUCAGAUCAAGUCUCAACCCAGAAACAACUGUGGAUAAGGAGUAAGCCUAAUUACUUUGAUACAAUAAGCCAUUGCUAGCUCUAAAUUUGU